Messenger RNA from Porites lobata, 4843 nucleotides. Lineage: Eukaryota; Metazoa; Cnidaria; Anthozoa; Scleractinia; Poritidae. The record is from the annotation of a GenBank genome assembly.
AUGCUUUCUACUAUGCGAAACUUUUGCUCCUCCGCGGCCCGAAGCCUUCGUCCUGUUGUGUGUUCGACGACUGUUUUGGCGAGAAAAGCUCACGGCCAGGCGAAAGCUCAACCACCUUCAUUGCCGACAAGCUCCGGCGACGAGUUAACGCUUGUAAGCGGUGAGUUAAAAGUUUCCUUAUGUUUUAAUUUCCAGGGAAAAUAAUCUUGCUUGUUUAACGUUGGUAUUUUUAACCGUAGGCUUGUUUUGCUGCGUAAAAAGGUUCUCAAAAUCUCUUCAGGAUGCGCGCGCUUUUAAUAUACAUGUAUUUUUUUUGUUCGAGUAAGAUUUUAAAAACUAACCAGACAAGUCCUUUUUUAUGGUGAUAGCGCGGCCUUUUUAACACGUGUUGUAACUCUAAACGGGAAAGAAAUUUGACUAUCAAGAAAAUUUUGCUCCUCACUUGACGAAAAUGAACUGGUUUGUCCGGUUUCGAUCGUAUGUUUCCGGUAGACAGUCUCCUUUUCUUGGAUUUUAUUUUUGGAAUUGUUAUUUUAACGCAUUUUUCAGUUGGAACUGGGAAAAAUAUUUUGUGAAACUGCAAGCAAGAAUUUUGUUUUUCUUUUGGAGUCGCCAUGCUUCAAGAAUACAUAAAGUUGUUUACAAACCGCUCUGACAAAAUACGCAGUGUAGCGCACUCAGUAUCGAAUGUUCCGGCUGCAUCGAAAACACAGGUUACGUAACAGCGGCAAUCAACCCAAGUUUAAGUACAGCAAGUAUUUAAAUAAAGAUGUUGUGUUCUCUUUGUUGCCUUAAACGGAGAGAGAAAAACCGAGAACAUGUGUAUGCAUGAAUCAUUGAGAUGUGCAUGGUCAGCUGGUGGUAGACUCAUAAAAAAUAUUGGACACUAGAUGCAAACAGAGAGGUCUUUUCCCGCUUUUUGAAUUCCCAUUGGCAGACAGUCUGGCAAGGAGUGAAGAGACUAACCUGUUAUUAAAAGGAAACAAGACUUGAAAAUGUCAACUGUGAAGUGACAGGUCACAUUUGCCACUUGUUUGAAACAUAUUUUCCAAAAUAUAUAAUGGGUAGUUAUUUAUUUUUUAAUUUUGUUUUUGUCAUUGAUCUUUUGAAGCAGCAAAGAACAAUUCAGUAUAUUUGCAACUGAGUGAAUGAAAUAAUAAAUUUUGAUUAUAUUUGAAACAGGCUUAGAUUUAAAAAUUUUUGUAAUUCCUUUACUGUUGAGGGUCACCAGUGGGGUUCCUAAAUCCAUCCUCUGGACCAAAAUUUUCCUGUCAUGCUCUAUUCCCGACAGUUUAAUAAAUUUGCUUAUCUUGAUCCGGAAAGGUUCCAGAUUUCCUCAUCUUAGGAAAAGAAGUGGCAGAUACUGGGAUGGAAGGGGUGGUAAAAAUUAUGGAAACGGGCAAACUGGAGGCUUGAGAAAAUGUGACAGUCUCUGGGAAAACGUACGCUAACGAUAUUUUGUUAUCAUUAGAAAACUAACGGAUAGCUAAUGGCUUUUGUAACGUUCUAACGGUUUGUUCUAAUGCUCUAACGGUUUGUCCAAACGCUCUAACGCUUUGUCUUAAUGCUUAACGAGUUGUUCUAACAAUUUGUUCUAAUGCUCUAAUGAUUAAUCUUGUCCAAACACUCCAAUGUUUCGUUCUAACGGUUGAAUUGGUCGAAGCGAUCAAGCGCUAUUCCCUAUUAAGUGCUCUCCCAAAGAAGGUCACAAAUAUUUCUGUUACAUGGAAUUAACAGUUUUUUUUCAAGUACUUUUUAUACUGGAUAUUUGUUCUUCAGAAAAAUCAUUUCCAGAGUCGCACAUCAUAAAGUCAUCAAAUCCUGUAUCCCCUUAGUAAUAAUAAUCUACUCGCUUCCAUUUUUCUUUAAAAAUCUCAAAUCCUGGCCUUCAAAUGAGGCAAUUACAGGAUCCCCAAAAACCUAAUGGGAACUUUCUACUGUCUAGUUGUACUUUUGACCAUGUAAUGAAUCAUCCAAAAAAUAAGAUUUUCUUUAGUUGAUUUGGCAGUCAAAAUUUUUCUGUCGGUACUUUUUUUUUUAUCAGUUGUGUAAAUCGGUCAUAGCUUUGCUUUGCAGUUGAGCAUUUUGCUAUCAAAUAACCAUCCUGGAUCAGUCCACACAAAGUGUUACAGUCGUGAUUGAUUAAUACAGUCUAUCAUUAUUUUAAUAGUGAAGAAUAUUUAGGAGAGGGGAGUGGGGGGCUUAGUAACUGUCUUCCCCUGAUAAGGGGAGGGGGCUUUUUAGGGGGAGGGGACUUAUUUGAGAGGGGGGCUUUUAAAAUAGAGGAUUUAUGAUACAUGAUGAAAGAAUUUCACAUCACCCAGCCUGAAAUGUGACCUCUUUUGACUGGUUUAGUGGUCAACUAAUCCAGGGCACAGCCCAUCAUGCUCUUAGCUUUGGCCAGUUUCAGGUCAUAGCCUUAACAUUCUGAUUAUUGUAUUGUUUUGUUUAUAGGUGCUGUAUUAAAUAAUCCUCGCUCAGAGUACAGGAUGGUGCGUCAAUACAGAGGAAAAGUUAAGGCUGUUAUCCUUGAUUGGUCAGGGACUGUUAUUGACUGUGGUGUGUACUCACCAGCCAUUGUUUUCUCGGAAGUCUUCAAAGAAGCUGGAGUCCCUAUUACCAUGGAAGAGGCUCGGGAACCAAUGGGGACCCACAAGAAGGUACAUAUCCGUAGAAUCACACAGAUGGAGUCUGUUAGAAGGAGAUGGUUUGAAAAGUUUGGGCAGUUUCCCAGCGAGGAGGAUGUAGAAAGGAUGUUUCACAACUUUGUUCCAAUGCAGCUCGGAUGCCUUUUGGACUACUCUCAAAUGAUCUCUGGUGCAGUUGAAACUGUUAAUGUUCUCCGUCAUGAGAUGGGCCUCAAGAUUGGUUCCACAACUGGCUUCACUAGAGCCAUGGUAGAUAUAAUAAAGAAACCUGCCGCAGAGCAAGGUUAUGUUCCUGAUGUGUAUGUUGCUGCUGAUGAUGUGCCGCAAGCUCGUCCCUAUCCUUAUAUGGUGUGGUUAAAUGCCAUUAAAUUAGACGUGAAUCCCAUUGAAGCCCUUGUCAAGGUAGAUGACACAGCUGAAGGUGUGAGGGAAGGCACAUCAGCUGGCUGCUGGAGUGUAGGACUCGCUAAAACAGUAAGCUCAUAUCACCCGUACAUGUUAUUACCACUUCUUUGCUGAGAUUUAAUUGGCAAAAUGAGGCAAGUCCUCACUUUUUAAAUGUAACAAAAAUGCCUUGUUUCAAUGCAAUCACUAAAAUCCUUGAAAGAAAACAAAAUACAGAAAAAAUUGAUUUGUAGGAAUUUUUCUUCAUUCCUUCUAUGCUCAAAUAAAUUAUUAUUUGGAGUUAAAUGUUAUUAACAGUUGCUUGCACAGCAGCAGUAUUAUAUUUUUUACAAAAGGUUGAGAGGAAUAAUAUUAUUUCAAGCUUGGAUCUGGAUGUAGCAGGCGUUAAAUGAGCACAGUUGCUGAGUCACUGCUGCAGUAAAAGCUGUGACCAUUUUAAUGACUAAAGCUACAGUAAAAAUCGCUAAUAGCCCAUCCCAUUUGACUGCUCAAAUUUUUGUCAAACAUAACAUACUGGUUGCCAAAGCUAUUAGGCAACUUUAAACUGACUUCAUAGUUUUUUUCUUUUUUCAGAGUUAACUGCAAGAAUGAAUGGCUGAUACUUGCUAUCCUAAUGUUGUCUUGCCUAAUUUUUUCUUUUUAACAGGGAAAUUAUGUUGCCUUGAACGAGGAAGAAAUUGAAGCUCUAUCAGAAGAAGAUUAUGAGAGAAAGAUUUCACGAGCAUAUGAUGCUCUUGCCAGUGCUGGAGCCCAUUAUGUGAUUGACAGCAUUAAUGAUCUCCCACCUGUUAUCGAGGAUAUCAAUCGACGACUGGCCAGCGGAGAAAAGCCAUGAAAAAGCAGCCAAUGUUCUGCCACCUUUCAUGUACAACACUGCUAGCUAGUACCUUGCAGAAGCUGCACUAAAUGGGACCAAAAAUUUUAAUAUAUUUAAUUUGUUUUUGUUUCAACUUUCUUAAUGCUUUUGAGCUUUUGAUUUACGACCAUGAUUGCUGGACAAAGAAAAUUGAAUUCAUUGUAAUUAACUUUAUCUAACUUAUAUCUUAAUGAUGUGUAUGUACUGUGAGUUUUUAUUGUUCUUACAAAUUGUAGCACUUUCUUCAUUAAACUGGAACAGCCUGUUUCUAAAAUAGGCUUUUUUAAAAUGUAAUAAAAAACCAGAUUCUACAUUUCCCCAUUUAAUGCUCAAGUGAAGGGCAUUAUCACAUUUGCAUCUUGAAGAAUAUGGCGAAGGUUGUAAUAGUCGUGAUUUGAUGUUCCCAAAAAUUAUCAUCUUUUUGUUAAGUUAUUUGGAAGAUUUAUUUAACUUUUAAUUUAUUCUUGAUGACCCAGCUUUUUAUAUCUUUCACAUAUUGCCCACUCAUAAUAAAGAGUGGAUAAAAGUUUGACACGUUUCUAAAAGUGACCUAAGGACGUUGGAGAAUUGAGAAAAUUGGAUGGAUUUUGUUUGCAAGAAUGAAAAAAUAUAAAAUGAUCCAAUCAUAUUUUUGUAAGGAUUAAAGUGACGAUGCUCCCUCUUUAAAUCUGUAGUACCUUAAAAUACUCUAAUAAGUGCCCAGUUAUCCUUUUUGUCCGCUUUCUUUGAGCAGAACACUUCUCAUAUUUAUGUGUUCCCCAUAAUUUUCUCCACUUCCAUAUUUUAAUCCUCAGAUUUUUGUUUGAAGUUGACCUCAACACAACUGUAUCGAAUUCCAUCAAAACACCCUGUAGAAAACAAUCAAACAUACACUUGAAAACUCCAAUACGUUUUCAUUCCCUUGCAACACUAAACAUUUGGCCACCGUUUGACA